AUGGUAGCGCUAAAAGGCGAACAUAACAGCAUUAAACUCCGAGGAGUUGAGAAUGACACAAUUAGAGUUCCUAAAUCAAAUAGGAAGCUAAACGGUAAUCAACUAAACACGCAAAAGCCAUUUACAAACCAGCGUCUGGAUUCCACGAACUUCAACAGAUCCCCAGGAAACAUUUUUGUCGAAAUAGACAAGAGCAUUGACUUUAAUUUAAAUAUCACAGAACUAUUAAAGAAUGAUUUGUCUGAUAACGGGGUUGCUAUCUCAGAUAGUCAGAAAGUGUUAUUACACUCAUUAUCAUUUCUGGUAGGGUUUUCGGUCAUCCUUUUCACUGCGGGUAUGAUUAAAUAUAUCAAAAUUGCAUUUAGAAAGUAUAGGACCAAGAAAAUGACUGGAAAUUUUGACAAAUGGAUCGACACUAGUGGUAUUAGUUUGGCAGAAUGGAAGGGGAAACAAACUACCAUCAUCCGCAUUGAAGAUUACGAAGAUGUCACUCAAAUUAGUACGGAAGAGACAUCAGAUUCCAAUGAAUCCAUCAUUUCGGACUUCGAAUCGAAAAGCGAUUAG
Messenger RNA from Babesia microti strain RI, 564 nucleotides. RefSeq lists its product as hypothetical. Lineage: Eukaryota; Apicomplexa; Aconoidasida; Piroplasmida; Babesiidae. The record is from RefSeq and is a predicted model, not a curated record. The transcript has a single exon. The coding region runs from base 1 to 564 and encodes 187 amino acids.